AUGCCGGCUCCUCAAUGUGGCCUGCCUCCUCCGGCGGCCAUGACCCUUCCUCCCCAGCAGCCUCUAACCACCAUUUCUCCGCCUGUGCAUCAUGCGCCUCCUCCACGUCUGCCGCCACCUUCAUUAACCCAGAGUCAUCAGCAGAGAGAUUCCUGGCCACAGCUCUCCAGCCCGCCCCAGCAAUGGCAAGGAGCUGAGGAAUACAUGAGGAAUUGGCUGCAAGCCAAGGUCGAGGAGGACAAGAGAAGACAAGAAGAGGAGAGGACGAGGCAGGAGAGUUUGCGCCUUGAGCAGAGGAAGGUCGAGAUGGACAUGCUGUGCACAUCUCUGCAAGGCGGUAUCCCACCCGCCAUGAUUCCUCUAGUCUUCGUCCGCAUGGGUAGCGGAGGCGUGCGCCCACAGAUGGCUGGGUCGCAGCAGCUCACGUCUGUCUCGCAGGCUUAUCACCUCCAGCUUCUGUCUCCCCAACAUGCUCAUCCGAAAGGCCAAAGGGACAUAUCGCAGCCUACCCAAGCAGCAGCCCCGGCGAUGGCAUCACAUCCACAAAUACAGCAGGUCCAAUCGUCCCAACAAGAGUCUCAACCAAGUUCGUCGAUAACCUUUUAUAACUGGCAACCGCCAAUAUCGCAAGCCGGCAGCAGCUCAAACCGACCCGGAACGCCUUCCGCUUCGACCAAGACCAAGAGACAGUGA
This is a messenger RNA of Fusarium falciforme, 693 nucleotides long. RefSeq lists its product as hypothetical. The transcript has a single exon. The record is from RefSeq and is a predicted model, not a curated record. Lineage: Eukaryota; Fungi; Ascomycota; Sordariomycetes; Hypocreales; Nectriaceae. The coding region runs from base 1 to 693 and encodes 230 amino acids.